This is a messenger RNA of Zea mays, 818 nucleotides long. RefSeq names its product transcriptional regulatory protein algP. The record is from RefSeq and is marked validated. NCBI's taxonomy places the organism in Eukaryota, Viridiplantae, Streptophyta, Magnoliopsida, Poales, Poaceae. The transcript has a single exon. The coding region runs from base 52 to 504 and encodes 150 amino acids.
CAAGCACAAACGACUAACACACGGUUUGGAACACAUCACGGUUUCAGUGCCAUGGCACCCAACAAGUCCGUUGGUCACCCUGCGCUCCGAUUCCUAGCCGCUAUGGCACUCGUGUUAACGGUAUCAGUCUGUGGCCAGUCGUCGUCUCCAGCUCCGACGCCUGCUCCAGCCCCGGCGCCUGCAACGACUCCUGCUUUAGCCCCAAUAAUGCCAGCGCCGACUCCUGCUCCGACGCCUGCAACGACUCCUCCUGCUUCAGCCCCAACGGCGCCAGCACCGACACCAGCGCCAACACCAUCACUGACACCAGCGCCGACUCCUGCCCCGGCGCCAUCCGAAAACCGGUGUCCCCCUGGCUUCCCUAACCUAAUCACCUUAAUUCAAGCCAUUAAGACCACCUAUCCUAAUAAGUGCAAUAUUAUUAUUGUCCCCGUUCCAUUCUCGCCGGUAAACCCAGGGUCGGGCAUUCUUCCAUUUCCACCCUACAAAUGCCUGUGCUACUGAUUUCCCAUUAUUAGGAUUCCAUGGCCCGGCAUCCCCACCUACAAAUGUGUUCCUGUAGGCACUCCCGGCCCUUAACAGUAUGAGCAUAUAUAUAUUUGGGUGCACGGAAACUAUGCAGAAAUGUGCGCAUGCAUACUUAAGUAUGAAUAAGUGCAUGUGAGCGAGGUCUGUAUCUGGAGGUUGAUUAGUUCCAUACAUGGGCGCAGUGUGUGCAUGGUAAGGGACAAUUAAUUGACCUACAGUUGUGUGUAAUGCGUGACAUGCUGUUGUUGUUUUACUAUAUACUACUUAAAGUGCAUCAACAAUCCAUGAAC